Molecule: messenger RNA, 1332 nt
Organism: Chaetura pelagica (chimney swift)
Lineage: Eukaryota; Metazoa; Chordata; Aves; Apodiformes; Apodidae
Gene: RCC2
Product: regulator of chromosome condensation 2
Exons: 11
Coding region: 1-1323 (440 amino acids)
Source: RefSeq, a predicted model, not a curated record
AUGUCCCCCGGGUCACUGACCCUUUCCCACCCCCUGCAGAAGCUGGAGGGCUCCAAGUUUCGGGGACAGCUCCUCAUCUUCGGGGCCACCAACUGGGACUUGAUCGGCCGUAAAGAAGUGCCUAAGCAACAAGUUGCAUAUCGUAACCUGGGCCAGAACUUGUGGGGGCCUCACAGGUACGGGUGUCUCUCAGGGAUCCAGGUGAGGAGCGUGGUGUCGGGCCCCUGCGCCGCUCACAGCCUCCUCAUCACCACCGAGGGCAAGCUCUGGAGUUGGGGUCGCAAUGAAAAGGGGCAGUUGGGCCACGGGGACACCAAGAGGGUGGAGGCCCCGAAGCUCAUCGAGGUACUGGGGGGUGAGGCCAUUGUAGCAGCAGCUUGUGGGAGAAACCACACCCUGGCACUGACAGAGAGUGGCUCCGUGUUCGCCUUUGGGGAGAACAAGAUGGGGCAGCUGGGGUUGGGCAACCAGACAGAUGCUGUGCCCAGCCCUACGCAGAUCAUGUACAACGGGCAGCCCAUCACCAAACUGGCCUGCGGGGCUGAGUUCAGCAUGAUCAUGGAUUGCAAAGGAAACCUCUACUCCUUUGGGUGCCCCGAGUAUGGGCAACUGGGGCACAACUCGGACGGGAAGUUCAUCGCCCGGGCGCAGCGCAUCGAGUACGACUGCGAGUUGGUGCCGCGGCGCGUGGCCAUCUGCAUUGAGAAGACCAAGGAUGGGCAGAUCCUGCCCGUGCCCAACGUGGUGGUGCGGGACGUGGCCUGUGGGGCCAACCACACGCUUGUCCUGGACUCUCAGAAACGUGUCUUCUCCUGGGGCUUCGGAGGCUACGGGCGGUUGGGCCACGCUGAGCAGAAGGAUGAGAUGGUGCCUCGACUGGUCAAGCUCUUUGACUUCCCGGGGCGCGGGGCGGUGCAGAUCUAUGCCGGUUACACCUGCUCCUUCGCCGUCAGUGAGACAGGUGGCUUGUUUUUUUGGGGGGCCACCAACACCUCCCGGGAGUCCACCAUGUACCCCAAAGCUGUGCAGGACCUUUGCGGCUGGAAAAUCCGCAGCCUGGCCUGUGGGAAGAGCAGCAUCAUCGUGGCAGCGGAUGAGAGCACCAUCAGCUGGGGCCCUUCACCCACCUUUGGGGAGCUGGGCUACGGGGACCACAAGCCCAAGUCCUCGACGGCCGCCCAAGAGGUGAAGACCCUGGAUGGGAUCUACACAGAGCAGGUGGCCAUGGGCUACGCCCACUCCCUGGUGAUCGCCCGCGACGAGCCCGACGCUGAGAAGGAGAAGCUCCGCAAGCUGCCCGAGUACAACCCCCGCACCCUCUGAGGGGAGCCC